UGAGGAAGUAAAAUGGACAGGACUGGUCUGGGAAGCACCAUCGGUAACCACUGCAACUGGAGUGUCAAAGAGGGUCGACUCAUCCAAUGUGUCCGCCUGGAAUAGACACAGUAUCAAUAAACCAGAAAAACAUCACAGCUGAGUCUGGACAGAAGAACGUCACUCUGCCAUGUCGAGCUCCAAACAACAACACCAUUAUUAUUGUAGAGUGGAGCAGAGCUGGCCUGGGAGAUGAAUAUGUGCUUUUCUACCAGAAUGGGCACUUUCCCUCAGAUUACCAGCAUCCACCAUUUAAGAACCGGGUGGAUCUGCAGGACAGACAGAUGAAGGAUGGAGACGUGUCUUUGAUUCUGAAGAAUGUGACGAUUAAUGACACUGGAACAUACGAGUGUCGUGUCCAGAACGAGGUAGACAGUAUGACGCUCAUCAACAGCAUCUACCUGCAUGUUGUUGAUCCUCCAGGUCAGACAGGAGGACACACAGAGGAUGGAUCUGUUGUACUGAUCAUUGUUCUCUCAGUUUCUGGUGUACUGGUCUGGAAACUGGCUAGACUGGCUCAGUGAUCUUAAUGUUCUUCUUGUUUAGACACUUUUUUGUUGCCUUGGUACUAUGUUUUGGAUGGACCCAUCCACGACCCAGCUAUUGUGUUUUGGCUGAGGGAAGGUCGUUUUACAGUAUCCUGUCCACUAGCUCCUCAAUGGACAGUGAAGAUUUUUUUUUACUAACAAGCUCCUUAGCUCAGCUCCUUAGCUUAGCAAGCUCAGACCACGGCACUUUCUCAUGAUCCUUCCCUUAAUCAUUUAGAUAUUCGCUGGCAAAUGUAAGAUGUGCCUGUAUGUGUGACUUUAAGAGCAGAGGAGAAAUUGUGUUACCAAUGGUGUUCUACAAGGCUGGUCCACCACCUCAUGAUCAACUUUAACCCAUGAGGCAAGAUCUUGCAUGGAGCUUCAGACCAAAGGAGAUUGACGGUCAUUUCAUAUGUCUUAUAUUUCUGAAUAGUGGCACCAGCAGUUUUCACCUUGUCAUGAAGGCCAUAUGUAAGCCUUGUUCAGGUCUACAAUCUUGAUCCUGAUGUCCUUUGACAGCUCUUUGGUCUUGCCCAUGUAGGUUGAGAGGUUGGAGUGGAAGAAAUCGAUUGUGUGGGCAUCUGUACUUUAUACACAUAACAAGUUGAGAUCAGGAGUAUCUGUAAUCAACUGGCUGAUUGUAAUCUGGGAGCCAGAAUUCUGGAUAGGUUGUACUGAAAUACUUCUUAGGACAAGUCAAGGUUUUUAAAAUGUUAUAUCUCCAUCACCCAAAGUGAUGGCGUAUCUAAUGUUUGUUAGCUUUCUAGUGUCCACACUUUUCAAGAUAUGUUCAAAUUUUGAAUGAUGGUAGAAACCAGCUCAAGCUGAUUUAAUUUUGGUGAAAAUCGGGUCAAAGUCAAGCUGACCCCUUUUUUGAUGGAGUUCUCUGAGUUUUUGUAGAACAGAUAAAGGGGUUUCAAGAUAUUUUUUCUGUCAUCUUCACCAUUCAACCAGCAUUCAAAUGCUGUUACAAAGGAAUUUCCAAAAUAUAAGAGUAAAGUAUUUCUUAUAUCUUCUAAUAAGCUUUAGCCAAACAUACAUUGAUUAUUGUUCCUUUUCUGUCUAGGAAUUAUUAGGCAAACAGAAAAGCACUGUGAAAGAGUAAGAAAGAGACAAAAUUGUAGGCUGUGGGGGAUUAUAAUCGCUAGCCCACGCUCUUUACCAAAACAUAAUGUCCUAUUGUCCUAACAUUUCUUUUGCUUUUAAAACUCGACAGUCAGCUGCUACAUUUCAAACAAAUGAUUUUCAGGGCUGUUAAUUGAGAAAAGAUCUGACAUAUUUGUGUCAAAUAUAUAUAUAUAUAUAUAUAUAUAUAUAUAUGUCCAUGUAUUAAUAUGCAUUCAGUUUGUUUGUUGGUAGUCUCUCUCUGCUCUCCUUUUUUCUCUUAUCUUUCUGCUCACCCUGAAACCAAUAAAGGGCAGCUACUUUGAAGUAGAUGGCUGCCUUUUCAGCUCCCUGAAACUGGUUCGUUUGUUAAGGGGAAAUCUAAUUUAACUGAAUUUUGUACAAAGAAACACAAACAACAGACCCACUUCUUUGGCUUUUUUUCUGUGUCCGUAAAGCAAAAGAAUUGCAUCCAUCCAUUUGUAUUGAGUGAACACAGAGGUCUAAACAUAAUCUGAUCUACUGAUGACUGUGGCUGUUAAGUCAUUACUUUAAAAUAGUCUAGAAAUUAAGAUCAUUAUUGUCCUUUUUCAGUAGCUCCACUGUGACCACUUGUGAAUGACAGCUUAGCCAAAAAGAUAUUGUGUUAUUUUUAUGUUGUCCUAAAUUCAUCAUUUAUUCAUUUCAGAUUUGAUUUUCAAUAAAUUUUUAAAUGACUUUAAUGUGAAAUUGUUACUUUUUGUUCACCUCUUAUGAAGUUAAAAUUUACAAGUAUAACAAGUGGUUUUUCUUUUUAUUAGACUCAUGGCAACAGAGAAUCUCAGUUGUUUUACUUGUGCCCAAUAAUCUCAGAAGAGAUACAGAAGAAACAACAAGGUUUCAGAGGCAGAGCUGUUCUUUCCAGUGAUCAUUGUGGAGAACGCAAGAUAUUUGUAGGGCUGGACCAUUUUUUCUGCAUAAUCCAUCAUAUAAAAUGUAAUCAAAUGAAAAAGUCUCUUUUUAAAACUUGUUUUAUUAGUUUUAAUCUUUUAACUUUAUGAACAUGAUUUUUUUUUCCUCGUACGUUUUUUUUUUUUUUUUUUUUUGCCUUUUUGGCAAGUCUGCCUUUGUAUGGACCUGCUGUCUUUCGUUUUGUACAUAACUGUUUUUGGGGCAAAUAAAAUGCAUGCGCAAAAGUCACAUGGUCUGUCGAGCUCUAUUCACGAGCCGCACACUUCGGAGUACACGGCCUUUGCAGUCUACAUGGGCCGAGUACUCCGAAGAGGGAGAAGAGAGGAAGUGUGAGGC
Oreochromis aureus is the source of this 2957-nucleotide messenger RNA. Its product is annotated as coxsackievirus and adenovirus receptor homolog. Bases 87 to 563 code for a protein of 158 amino acids. Gene Ontology annotation, biological process: negative regulation of T cell proliferation; T cell costimulation; immune response. Gene Ontology annotation, cellular component: external side of plasma membrane. The record is from RefSeq and is a predicted model, not a curated record. NCBI's taxonomy places the organism in Eukaryota, Metazoa, Chordata, Actinopteri, Cichliformes, Cichlidae. The transcript is spliced from 3 exons.